This is a messenger RNA of Staurois parvus, 519 nucleotides long. The record is from the annotation of a GenBank genome assembly. Lineage: Eukaryota; Metazoa; Chordata; Amphibia; Anura; Ranidae.
GGGCCCUCAGGCGGAGCGGCGGGCGCCGGACCCCCAGGUGGAGCGACAGGUCUCGGGCCCUCAGGCGGAGCGGCGGGCGCCGUACCCCCAGGUGGAGCGACAGGUCUCGGGCCCUCAGGCGGAGCGACAGGUCUCGGGCCCUCAGGCGGAGUGACAGGUCUCGGGCCCCCAGGCGGGGCGGCGGGCGCCGGACCCCCAGGCGGAGCAGCGGGCACCGAGUCACCAGGCACGACAGUGGGCUCCGAGUCAACUAGCAUGACCGCUGGCACUAGGUCAGACAUUGGAUCGUCUGGCUGGACAGCGGGCAUCGGGUCACCAGGCAUCAGGUCAUUUGGCUCGACAGCGGGCACCGCGUCAUCUGGCAAGGCAGUGGGCUCCGAGUCAACUGGUAUGACCGCGGGCACUGGGUCAGACAUUGGAUCGUCUGACCGGACAGCGGGCAUCGGGUCACCAGGCAUCAGGUCAUUUGGCUCGACCGCGGGCACCGCGUCAUCUGGCAAGGCAGUGGGCUCCGAGUCA